GUGCAAUCAAACAGCGAUCGGUUUAAAGUUGGGGAUUAUGUGACAGGUGGACUUGGGUGGCGGGAUCAUUACAUCGCGCCAGCAGGGAGUGUAACCGCUGUUGAUACAACGAUUGCUCCACUGCAGUCGUUUUUAGGUGCCGUCGGUAUGCCCGGACGCACUGCUUACUUUGGGUUUCUGGAAAUCGGUCAACCCAAAGCAGGCGAAACGGUUUUCGUCUCUGCCGCGGCGGGCGCGGUUGGCUCAAUCGUGUGCCAAAUUGCAAAAAUAAAAGGCUGCCGCGUUGUCGCGAGUGCGGGUUCAGAUCAGAAAGUUACGUGGCUGCUCGAAACAGCAGGCGUUGACGCGGCAUUUAACUAUAAGCAGGUUGAUGACUUGGAAGCCGAACUCAGGAAACAUUGUCCAGAUGGGCUUGACAUCUAUUUUGAGAAUGUGGGAGGCAAACAUCUCCAAGCUGCGCUUGCAGUCAUGAAUAUGCACGGACGUAUCCCUCUGUGCGGCAUGAUCUCUCAAUAUAACGAUAUUUGA
Messenger RNA from Geodia barretti, 528 nucleotides. The record is from the annotation of a GenBank genome assembly. Lineage: Eukaryota; Metazoa; Porifera; Demospongiae; Tetractinellida; Geodiidae.